This is a messenger RNA of Hyaena hyaena (striped hyena), 4967 nucleotides long. RefSeq names its product RIC3 acetylcholine receptor chaperone (gene RIC3). The record is from RefSeq and is a predicted model, not a curated record. Bases 10 to 1140 code for a protein of 376 amino acids. The transcript is spliced from 6 exons. Gene Ontology annotation, cellular component: neuron projection; intracellular membrane-bounded organelle; neuronal cell body. Lineage: Eukaryota; Metazoa; Chordata; Mammalia; Carnivora; Hyaenidae. Gene Ontology annotation, biological process: synaptic transmission, cholinergic; protein localization to cell surface.
GCGGCGGCCAUGGCGUACUCCACCGUGCAGAGGGUGGCCCUGGCCUCGGGGAUCGUCCUGGCUGUGUCGCUGCUGCUGCCCAAGGCCUUCCUGUCCCGCGGAAAGCGGCAGGAGCCGCCGCCGGAAGGAAAGCUGGGUCGAUUCCCACCUAUGAUGCAUCAUCACCAGCCACCCUCAGAUGGCCAGACCUCUGGGGCUCGUUUCCAGAGGUCUCACCUCGCAGAAGCAUUUGCCAAGGCCAAAGGAUCAGGUGGAGGCACUGGAGGAGGAGGUAGUGGAAGAGGCCUGAUGGGACAGAUUAUUCCAAUCUAUGGUUUUGGCAUUUUUUUAUAUAUACUAUAUAUUCUAUUUAAGCUUUCAAAGGGGAAAACUCCUGCAGAGGAUCGGAAAUGCUCUACGGCCACAGCUGGAAACACCCACAGGAAAAUUACCAACUUUGAGCUUGUUCAACUGCAAGAAAAACUGAAGGAGACCGAGGAAGCCAUGGAAAAAUUAAUUAACAGAGUGGGACCUAAUGGUGAGAGAACACAGACUGUGACUUCUGACCAAGAAAAGCGUUUGCUGCAUCAGCUCCGAGAAAUCACCAGGGUCAUGAAAGAAGGAAAAUUCACUGACAGACCCACUCCAGAGAAAGAAGCUGAGGAGGCCCCUUACAUGGAAGACUGGGAAGGUUAUCCUGAAGAGACUUACCCGAUUUAUGACCUUUCAGAUUGCAUCAAGCAUAGGCAAGAAACCAUCCUAGUGGAUUACCCUGACUCCAAGGAACCCUCUGCUGAAGAAAUAGCUGAAAGAAUGGAAUUGCUAGAAGGUGAAGAAUCAGACCAUUUGGGCUGGGAAGUGCCCACUAACCCCAGAGCCCGGGAAGAUAAUUCUGUUACCUCAUGUGACCCAAAGCCAGAAACCUGUUCCUGCUGCUUUCAUGAAGAGGAGGAUCCCGCGGUCUUGGCAGAGAAUGCUGGAUUCAGUGUAGACAGUUACACUGAGAGAGAGGAAACCAGAGAAGUAUGGCCCCAAGACUUCAGGGAGUCAGGGUUGGGCAUCAGCACUGAUAAAAUGUAUACAGAUGGCACAUUGAGGAAGCGGAACCCCCAGAGUUUGGAGUUGAAAACAGCUGGUUUGGGGAAGUAUCCACUACUCUAAUCCCAGGGUGACCUUUCUCUCCUUUCUCAGAUUUCAUCCUUGGCCCUGUGCCCUAUACUGCAUUCUGUGUUUAAAUAUCCUAGCUAAUCAGGCCACUACCAUGGAUAUCAUGUAUCCUUUCUGGUGCUCACACACCUGUCACCUUGUAAAACACGAUAGCAAUUAGUAUGAACAUAAUACAGCUUCACUCUUUCUCUUCAUGCCUGUCUUCCACCAGAGAGUUGAUCGCUGAGUAAUUAUGUUUGAUCUAUUGUACACUCAGGGACAGAGGUCUGACUCUUCGUGCUAGGAGUAGCAGACAGUUUACCUGUGAAUGAAUAUCAAUUUUAACGUGAUGAGAAUUUACGGUUGCAAAAGUGAAGAUUUCAGAGUCCAAGAUGUCUUACUCUGUGGGUCUUGAGCAGGUUAGUGGUCCCAUGAAUUCAAGAAGAGAACAUUUUUUGUGGGUAUGAUGGGGCCAGAGCAGGGUAAGACUCUGCUGGGUGAGCUGAAGCCCAUUUAUCACAGCAAGGGCCUUCUUAGGAGCAUUGUUGCUGCCUCAGAUACCCGCUUUUCUUCAGAGUUGAAGGCCCCAGUGAUUUGUGAAUGAGCCCGGAGACCUGUUGGGGGACUGUUUUGCUUCAGUAUUGCCUGGAUCUCUAGCUUCCUUUAUCCCUGCUCUGUUUCACAGAACUGCCAACCUGGAAGCACCUUUAUACCUCUGGCCCUCAGUGGCCAGAAGGUUUAGAGACUUUUUAGGCCUUGCCCUACAGAGCCAAGGUCUGAGGCUGUUAAGGCUACGAGAAAGCCUGUGUGACGGUGCUGGUCCUCCAUAACAUGCUCAGGCGGCCAGAGAGGCAGGGAUAGGGAAAGAAUCCGUGUACUUAGUGGCAGUCCUUGCCUAGAAGCUAUUUCUAAAUAUUGUGCCCUCUGCAAUCACAUGAAUUGAAAGAGAAAUGAGGAGGACUGAGCUUAUUAGACAAAGUGCCAGCCCCAAAGGGAAGUUGCAGUGCGUGUCUUUUGCAGAGAACCAGUAUAGCAGGGGAAUAUAGCCCUCAUAGCUAUGUAGCCCAGGGGAAGAGACUAUUUGUUUUAUAUUCAGAUACCUGGCUCUUUUGAGAAGGGUGGGAAAAGUAGGAGGUAGGUUAUGGCUGGAAGGAUUUGGACCAAACUGCAGGCCUCAUCUCUAAGGUGCCAUCUGCUAUGUGUCUUCUGGAGAUAAAAUGGCACCCAGGUAUCCUGGCUAGUAAAGAUGAGUGAAUUCAGUUUCCAUGUAAGACCUGAGUUUAAAGAGGACACAUUCCCAAGAACAUUCCCAAUCAUAAAAUGUGGAAGAUGUGAAAAUUAAGAAAUCUUUUAAGGGUAGAUCGGGCUUUUGGAGUUCCAUUGUUCCUGUUGACUAAGAUUUUAACUAAGGAAAAUAGUCAAAAUCACACAUCUAAGCCUAGCCUACAGACUGUCAGAAGGUAUGGGAUCAUAUUAACAUAAUACAUCAGCUACCAUUAGGCAUUUCUUGCCAAUGAAAUUAACAUUUUUUUUGUUACAGAGAGAAGUCAUUGAAGACUGAGUCUCUAGGAAGUAUAUUGCAUCUGUCUCUGUGUAGAACAUUUGAUUUACUUUAGAGAAUGUAGUUUAAAAUGUACUGGAAAUAAUCUAGAUGUAAUGCUCAAGGUAGAAUAUAAUGUAGGUGCUCUUCACUGUUUUGAUAAAUUGUUUUCCAUUAUUUCCUUUCAUUCACUGUGAGGGGUUGAUUUAUGAGGAGUCCUGGGUGCCAAUUUCUUUUUUGCCUUAGUAUAUAUAGCUCCCUUAUUAAGAAGUGUUUCUAGUUUAUUCAUUCAUGUGUUCAUUUAGCAGACACUGCCCAGAGGUAGGCGGUGGGAGCAAAGGCUCAGUUCCUAACUUUAAGAAACAAAGUUUGGUUGGGAGACUUGUCCAAUUUUUUUUUUUUUUUUUUUUAACAAACUAUAUAAAAGGGCUCAGGAUUGUGAAUUCUGCAGGCAGAGAAAUGUUGCUCAUGAUUCCAUCCCUGCCUAUUCUAUCUGUAGAGUCUUGUUGGCUCCUUAACCCUACUGAGUCUUGGUUUUCUCCUGUCUAGUGCAGGGGAGUACAAGCCCAGGGUGGUUAGAAGGAUUAAAUGUGAGCUCAUCAGCAUAUAUGAAACAGCACUGGUCCUCCUAGCUCAUAUAGGAUAACCACUCAAGUAGUAGAUAAUUUACGUUUAUUGUACAAGCCUUUUAUGCUAUAAUGGAGACAUGGACCCAAAUCUAUGGAAACACAAAUAUCAUUUUUGCCAAAGUACUUCCAAAAAACUUUACAGACAAGUUGGAUCUUGAGGCAUGCUAAGACCUUCAGGUGGCCAAGCAAGAGAACAUUCCUGGCAGAGAGAGCAGUGUUAGACAAAACUAGUGGGAAAGUGUAUGGAUGUUCAGGUAUUUUUAUGAGGAUGGUAUGUAAGGUGUCGUAUAACCACUCUUUAAUUUCGAAUGUUAAUCUUUGGGGGAAAUUGGCUUAGGAAAAUAGUUCCUACCAGAAAUACUAAGAGCUCAUGGUUCUUGCUGCCCUGUCUCUUGGUUGGCUUAAACAGCAAUAAAUAUUAACCUAUUUAUAUUUUUAGAAAUGGUGAUUAUUCAUCAGUCAUUUGGUCCUUUUUGGAUUUCCCAGAAUUAUUUUAUCCUUCAGGGAUGACAAUUAUGUGUAUAUACAACCUGGAAUGACCAAAAUCCUAGGGCUGGUUUUUGUUGUCAUGCUUAUCGCUCUCAUCAUGGUCUUCAUUUUUCAGAACUGGUCUGGGCUGUGAACUUGGAUCAGCCCCCAGGUGCUAGGUCUUCAGUGACUUUUGAGCACUGUGGCAGAGCAUGGAGGACAGAUGGGUGGCCUAGGAAGCCACUGCAUGACCUGGGACCAUGCGUGGUUAAAUCAGGUGGGUGAUCUGGGCGGGAGAUCCUCUUUCCUGUCAUAACAGGAGCACAGAGAAAGCACCACCUUGGGAGCUCUAUGAUUGGCAGUGUACACGAUCCAGAAACUAGGCCCAGGAACGAAGGUAUUUUGAAGAUUGGAGGUAUAUUUGACCUUUAGAAGAGAUGGCCUAGGAGAACCACUCUCUACACCUCAUGUUACAAACUAAGACACUUCAGGGAAAGGGAACUUUAAUUAUAAUUAUGCCAGAACAAUAGGUAUAAGCCAGGACUAUCCUGAACCUAUUUAAAAGCUUUGUUUUUAACCUAACCACUAAACAACAAAAACCUCUUUUUUAGUAAGAACCAGUAUUGCUGUUUCCCACAGAGGCAGAGCCAAGGAGAUAUAGGCCAUGGUUGUGGCAGGAAAUUAUCUUGGCCACAUAAAAACUGCAAAUCUAGGGUAAAAAAUAAACCAACCCUAUUUUUGUUCCUAAGGGCCGGGCCCCCAGGGGGUCACUCAGGAGCUAAAACAUCCCCUUCUUGCAGAGAGAGGACUGCACUAACCUGUUCUUCCAGCCCUUCCUUGCCUGGGGGGGUGUGGUUCUGACCAUCCUUAAAUUUGAAGAGCACAGCCAGAGACAGGACAGCCUCAACCCUUAUGGUAGUGUUUCCAACCAAGACAUGAUGCCUUCUCACCCACCCCUGAGGCUCUUAAGACAGAAGGAAAGAAUGGUGUAGGAGGAACUUUUAGGUAAGAAAGGGUUUUUUUUCUCCUUUUCUAGGAAGAAAAAAAUGCAUUGCCAUAUUUGAAACAGUUCAAGUUUAAUUUGUUGAUAUAUGGUCUGUACUUAGACAAACACUUAAGUUCUACAACAUAUAUAAUGUUAACAUGGGAAAAUACCAACUUUGUCAUUGCACAUACCAGUAAAUAAAUACAUCUGCUCAAGAAUA